AUGCGGCUCAACGAGGCAGUCACGCUCGCCAACGACAAGCUCGUGCUGCGGCCGUACCGCCGCUGGCACGUCCCGCGGUACCACGAGUGGAUGGAGGACGACGAGGUGCGCGAGCAGACGGCGAGCGAGCGCUUGACCCUCGACGAGGAGUUUGACAUGCAGAAGUCGUGGCGGCUCGACGCCGACAAGCUCACCUUCAUCGUCCACCUGCGGUCCGACUCGGCGCCUCCCCCCUCCUCGGACCCUGCCGCCUUCCUCGCCGCGCACAACGACACCUCGCGCAUGAUUGGCGACGUCAACCUCUUCCUGCACGACGCCUCGCCGCCCUCGUCCCCCUCGCCCUUGUCCCCCUCGCCCUCGUCCUCCCCGUCCGCCGACCCUGCAUUGAGCACGACACCUCGCCGCGCCGAGCUCGAGAUCAUGCUCCCGCCCUCGUCGUCCUCCCUGUACCGCCCUCGCUCCGGCCUCGCCCUCCUCACCCUCCAGCUCUUCCUCUCGUACGCGAGUCGCGCCCUCGACCUCGCGCCGAGCUCGUUCUUCGCCCGCAUCGGGUUCGACAACGCGCCGAGCCUCGGCCUGUUCGCAAAGCUCGGGUUCGUCGAGGGCAAGCGCGUCGACGUCUUUCGCGAGGUCGAGAUGCGGUGGGGUGCGGGCGACGGCGACGCAGAGGGCAGGAGGUGGCCGUGGGAGCGGGACGAGGCGUGGCGGUACGACGAGGUCGAGGAUCCGAGAGACGAGGAGCGCGACUGA
Molecule: messenger RNA, 750 nt
Organism: Rhodotorula graminis WP1
Lineage: Eukaryota; Fungi; Basidiomycota; Microbotryomycetes; Sporidiobolales; Sporidiobolaceae
Exons: 3
Coding region: 1-750 (249 amino acids)
Biological process (GO): protein acetylation
Molecular function (GO): N-acetyltransferase activity
Source: RefSeq, a predicted model, not a curated record